AAUAGGUCAGAAGCCCGAGGGGGCUGAGGAGUGCUACCUCUGGAGCCCAUCAGCACAUCUGUUGAGAUGGAAGCCUCAGAUGCGCAGGGGGGUGAAGGGGACCAGCCACUAGAGAAGGGGACAGAUGCACCCUGCUUAGAGGGGAGCUCCAGCACCAUCCCUGCCAGAGACUCACUUGUGUGCCAGGCCAAGGGCCUGGGCCAGGACACCUUCAAAAUUUGUAAAGAAUAUCUAAGGCCGCUGAAGAAGUUCCUGCGAAAGUUGCACCUGCCCAGGGACCUUCCCCAGAAGAAGAAGCUAAAGUACAUGAAGCAGAGCCUGGUGGUCCUAGGGGACCACAUCAACACCUUUCUGCAGCACCACUGCCAAGCCUGGGAAAUCAAGCACUGGAGGAAGAUGCUCUGGCGAUUUGUCUCCCUCUUCUCGGAACUGGAGGCGAAGCAGCUUCACAGGCUCUACAAGUAUACCAAGAACAACCAGACGGCCAAGUGCCCGGUGAAGUUCCUCCAGGGUCCAGCCGAGGGUUCUUUAAGGAAACUUCCUCAAAAACCAAAACUCAAGAGAAAGAGGAUUAAGGAAGCCCCAGAAACUCCAGAGACCUGCCCAUAA
Physeter macrocephalus (sperm whale) is the source of this 609-nucleotide messenger RNA. It is a transcript of the gene CHCT1, whose product is annotated as CHD1 helical C-terminal domain containing 1. The record is from RefSeq and is a predicted model, not a curated record. Bases 67 to 609 code for a protein of 180 amino acids. The transcript has 5 exons. Lineage: Eukaryota; Metazoa; Chordata; Mammalia; Artiodactyla; Physeteridae.